This is a messenger RNA of Cuscuta campestris, 1520 nucleotides long. NCBI's taxonomy places the organism in Eukaryota, Viridiplantae, Streptophyta, Magnoliopsida, Solanales, Convolvulaceae. The record is from the annotation of a GenBank genome assembly.
AUACAUACCCCUCCCCCCUAACUUUCCAUAACCCCCUCCCACUACUCCAUCCCCCCACCUUUCCAUAACCCCCUGCUCUCUCUCUCUCUCAGAGAUUUCUCCGACGAAGCAUACCGGAAGAGCAUCCCUUCUCCGAGAGCUUCUCCUUCGUCUUCCCCGUUCUUCCUCUGCAGCAACCCCUACUUCGUCAUCCUCCAUCGAGUGCUGGAAGAUUCAACUUGACAAAGAGCGCCUCCGGCCACGAUUGAGAAAAGUGCACAGAUUUCUUCGGACCAUGGCAUCUUCCUCUUCGACUUCCAACUACCGUGUGAAGAAGGAGACAAGGAGACAAUAUGAAGCAAUUUCUUCCAACUUGAAGAUGGCGAAGCCUGAAUUAGAUCUACGUUAUGGUACGGCUGAAUUUCGAGGUGAGCCACUGCCAAUUGAUAGCUCUGUAAUGGGUCAGUUUGUUCGAAACUACGGAGAAUUUGAGGAGGAGAGCUAUUUACAUGAGAAUGCACGUGGAGGUCAAAACGAAGUGAAUGCAGUUGUGCCCUGUGAGAAUCAUUCCAAUAGGGGCGUGAAUCUAUAUCAAACCAUAAACCUCUUUUGCAAGUUGUUGGGUCUUGUUGUUGUUUUGGUUGCUCUUUUGAAGUAGGUUGAUGUAUUUAGUAGUGUUCUUGGGGCUGUGUAGUAUUUUGAGUUGUUAAUGUUCAACUUCUAGAUUCAUAGCGCUAAGCCGAUUCCGCACUCAGUUAUAGAUUUCUGAACUACACUUACAAUCCUCUAUCUCCUUCAUUAAAAAGAAUUGGAAGAAGUUAAGGCACAGUAAGAAGAAUCGUGCAUCUCCAUCUCUGAUAAAAAAUUGUAGGAGAGGGCUGAGUCAAACAGCCUUCACCUACGGUUAAAACCCUGGCUAUGGGUUCUGACGAGUGACGAGAAAGACCACUAGCUGCAGACUUCAAAUGCCAUCUGAAGAGAUAGGGAAUCUCAAAGCUUAGACAAGCUCUCACAAGUUCAAGGGAGAACCAAACAACAAUUGAAGGAUGAACACUUGAUAAUCUAGAAAGCAAAAGAGAAAAGUGGAGCUGUGGAGUUGAGAUGGGAAGACUACAAGAUGGAAUUGUAGGUCACCUCCUACCUAAAUUUGUGGUUAUUGGAAAUAGAUGAAGUGGGGUGAAAAAAAGUGAUAAGUUAGCAGGUAUGUUAUGCUGACCUGCUAGGGUUAUACUCACCCCGCGAAGCUCGCUUUUGGAUAAUGCACAUAAUAUCAAAAUGGAGGAGGCACACAAAAUAUUUGUCAUAAUGCCCCAUGAACUUCUCCAAAGGGAAAGCUGCCAGAUUCGUAAAAUUCAAAGUAAGAAUUUGAGGAAUUUGUUAGACUAUGAAUAGAACUACCCAAUUAUGUUAGUUUAAUUGUUGCUGGGCCUUAAUGAUUGGUUAUUAUCAAUUGGAUUUGUUUAAUUUACUUUUUAUUACUCUAUUCAUAUAGGUUAAGCUUUGAUUUUGUAAUUUGGAUCAAAUAACUGUUAGUAACUAUU